This is a messenger RNA of Fusarium redolens, 1059 nucleotides long. RefSeq lists its product as uncharacterized. Lineage: Eukaryota; Fungi; Ascomycota; Sordariomycetes; Hypocreales; Nectriaceae. The coding region runs from base 1 to 1059 and encodes 352 amino acids. Gene Ontology annotation, molecular function: oxidoreductase activity, acting on NAD(P)H. The record is from RefSeq and is a predicted model, not a curated record. The transcript has a single exon.
AUGACCACUUCAAACAAGGCUAUCUACAUUGAUGCCCAAAAUGUCCUCUCCAUCCGAGACAUGCCGACUUAUCACCCUGGGAAGAACCAAGCUUUGCUCCUAGUACAUUAUUCAGGCGUUAAUCCUGCUGAUUUGAAGCAUGGAUGGGAGUUCGGAAUGAAUGACUCAGUUAGUGGAUACGAGUUCAGCGGCACUAUCCUUGAGACUGGGUCUGAGUUCCCCUACAACAAGGGUGACGAUGUUUAUGGCUCGAAAAGGAUUGGUGACGGGUCCGAGUUUGGCGCCCACCAGGAUCUCAUGCUUGUCGAGGGCAACACACUUCUCGCUAAGCGGCCGUCAACCCUACCAAACGCUGAUUCCUCCACCAUGUCCAUAGUUGUCCGUACAGCUGCGGAUGCUUUAUUCAAUGUCAUGCAAAUUCCGUUCAAGGCCCUGGGGUUUCCGGGGAAGGGCCCAACUCAAACGGCUAUCAUGAUAUGGGGGGGCGCUAGCGGAGUCGGAUCAGCAGCGAUCCAGCUCGCAAGAGCCGCAGGCCUGGAUCCCAUCAUCACCACAGCUUCGCGCAACCAUCAUGAGGCGCUUAUGAACCUCGGGGCAACGCACUGCUUUGAUUACUAUGACAGUAAGGUUGUUGCACACAUUCAAGCCGUGCUAAAUGCGAUCGACCCACCUCUGCAAUACAUUUUCGACACGGUGUGCACGGAAGGAGAGUUAUCCUCAUGGAAGCAUUGUGAGGCAUUGACAGCUGCACCUACGGCAUGCUACGUCGGUUCUCUCCCUGUGGUGGGUUCAAAGUGCAAAUGGGAGUGGUGCUUGGCUGCCCGUGCUUGGGAUCUUCAUUUGCCUCCCCCCGUUGGUUUCACGCCAGCAGAUCAUGAAAAGGAGACACGACUGGUGAAAGUAACAGACUGGGUGGCUAGAGAAUAUGGGGUAGCAUUUAGCAUUCCAAAUGUGUCAGUGAUUCAGGGGGUGGAUGCAGCACUGCAGGCCAUUCAAAUGUCAGGUGAGGGCCAGGUGAAAUUUAAGAAGCUUGCUAUUAAACACCCUCUCGUUGGGUAA